AUGGGCGCGAGCGGCCGGCCGUUGCAGUGGCGGGUGCCCGCAUUAAAGGGUACAAAGGCCGUAGACGCGCGCCUGGCCAUCUCGGGCGUGACGACAGUCACGCUGUCAGCUAACCGCUUGUCGAUGAUCCAACACUCGGGCUGGAACGAAAAAGGGCGCGGGGGAAAAGGUCAUGUCGUGAUGCAGCCAAAAGACGGGAACGCCAACGCUAUUCCCGGCAAGUACUGCCACGUCGCCGACCACCCAUGCCGCCCGGCUCCACCUGGCGCCGCAACACGGACCCUGCCGGCGGCACUGGUCGCAGAGCCUCAUAGAUGGACGCCCACAGGUACCUGCACCCCUGGAGGGCCGGCCCUACGCUGA
Molecule: messenger RNA, 363 nt
Organism: Pyricularia pennisetigena
Lineage: Eukaryota; Fungi; Ascomycota; Sordariomycetes; Magnaporthales; Pyriculariaceae
Exons: 1
Coding region: 1-363 (120 amino acids)
Source: RefSeq, a predicted model, not a curated record